Amblyraja radiata (thorny skate) is the source of this 1234-nucleotide messenger RNA. Its product is annotated as neurogenin-1. The record is from RefSeq and is a predicted model, not a curated record. Gene Ontology annotation, molecular function: DNA-binding transcription factor activity, RNA polymerase II-specific; E-box binding; protein dimerization activity. Lineage: Eukaryota; Metazoa; Chordata; Chondrichthyes; Rajiformes; Rajidae. Gene Ontology annotation, cellular component: nucleus. Gene Ontology annotation, biological process: axon development; forebrain development; positive regulation of transcription by RNA polymerase II. The transcript has 2 exons. The coding region runs from base 227 to 865 and encodes 212 amino acids.
ACACACACCGCCGCUUAAACCGCAAGCUCGCCACAGCGCUGCUGAUACCCGGCACCACCCCCACCCCCUACCCCUCCCAGGUCGCGUGCCACUCAGCUUGGCGCACAGCACUCCUGCUUAUUGCGACUUAAUUGAUGCUCUAUAGAUAUAUAUUUGCAAAAAAAGGCGAGUUAGACGGGUGGAAAAAAAAGGAGAGAGAAACAAUUAUACCAGCAGCAGCAGCAUCAUGUCUCCACAGUCUGAUCGCUGUCCUUACAAAGAGCAAGCCAGUGGCAAGUACUUUGCCUGCCCGGCUCCAGCUUGUUCUCUCAGCUCAGCCGAGGAAGAGAUCGAGGACACGUCCGCGGCCAAAGCCGAUUGCAAAAGGCGAGCCCGGGGUCGCGGCAAAGCCCGGAGUCAGAAGUUGGUGCAAAGAAUCAAAAAGACCCGGCGCAUCAAAGCGAACAACCGGGAGAGGAACAGGAUGCACAACCUGAACGGGGCGCUGGACGCGCUGAGGGAGGUGCUGCCCGCCUUUCCAGAGGAUGCCAAGCUGACCAAAAUCGAGACCCUGCGCUUCGCUCACAAUUACAUCUGGGCACUGACCGAGGCUCUGCGGCUCGCCGAUCCCAGCGGGGACACCAGCGCCGAAGGGCCGGACAGGCAGUACCUGGACACGGGGCUGAGCAGCCCUAGCCCCGGGGCUUCGGCCAGCUCUUGGAACAGCUUCAGCUCGCCUUCCUCUUCCUCCUACACAUGCACUUUAUCGCCGGGCAGCCCCGCGCAGGCGGAAGACAUCUACUUCGGGCAACCCGAGAGCCUGUACGCUGCCGCUAAACGCCAGUCGGACUUUUUGCAGGCCUCUUCAUUCCAUGAAUUUAUUUAAAGCUCGCGUAUCUUGUAUCAGAGACGGGGGAACCCUGUCUGUCUAUUGCAAUGAAAACAAUGAAUAUGCCUAUUGGCUGGGGAGAAAAAAAAGUUGGAGACACACUGUUUACAUUUCUUAUUAGCGUUUAUAGGAUUGAGAUUUUGUCAUGUAUUUUUUAAAAAGAAAAUGUAUUUUUCACUGCUGAUACACGUUAACCGCCGAGGUCCAAUGGUACAUACUUCGGCAUCUGCCUUUCUUCCCAGAGAGAACUCUGUUGAAGGCUGUGGGAAUUUGAACUGUCAAACCAAACUUUUCCUCGCUGCACUUUGUCCAUUUCCCCAGGUUCUCCACAAUGCCUUUUGUUCUCUGGGUCUCUCUUCCCCCCUC